CACAUUUGCGCCCGCGAACAGCAAAUUGAAUUAUUGAUUUGUUUACAAGGACUCGGCCAAGAGAUUUUUCAAGUAUCUUAUAAUUAUAGGUAUAUCUUACAACCUUGAAGAAGCGAUUUAAAGAUAAUAUCCCGGCUUAAUUACAACCUUACGUGUUGAAGCCUUAUCAGCUGUCCGUACCACCUGUGCGCCGCGCCGAACUAACUUUUGAGGGCUUUGAAAGCUUAAUUAGCUCUGCCUGGGUCGAGUUGUUUUAUCGAUUGCAUGCCCCACUUGUGCCUUGGUACGUUGGUGGAUCUCGGAACUAGUACGAGACACGAUAAGCAUCUAAAAAUGCGUCGUGUAUCGUCACUGAUGGUCGCACUGUCGAACGGGAAAUUGGGUCAAUCGUCUGAUAAUAUCGGCGGGGCGAUGGAGGCUUCAGAGCUUGUAAAUUGAAGUGUUUGGAAGAAUAGCUGUAGUCAUGUAUGGGAUGUUGUCGGCUGGAGUGACGGUGGGCAUUAAGGAAUGGAUAGCGGCAGGCUGGAGGCAGUCCCGGCCGGGGCGGUGCACCUGGACACUGUGAGGGCACUGCACCAAACUGUGGUAUCUCUACGGACUGCUUUAGAAAUAUCUAAGAAUGAACUGAAGGAGCUCAAACAGAAAUACGAGCAGCACUCUCAUUGCAUAGAGUAUGCUGAUGUUAUAGAGAAGCUGACCUUGGAAAAUCACAUCUUAAGGCGUAAAAUUAUAGACUCUGGUCCGGAGGACUUGGGUUCCCAAAAAGUGAAGCUUGAAGUGACGUACAGUCCGCACUCUCAGCAUGUAGAUGAUUAUAGUGGAAGUGAAGUGGUGAUUAAAACUGUGAACAGUGAAAUAAACAGUACCAUAGAGACUCUAGAGCCAGACCCUGAGUAUGGGAAAGAGGAAUUAGUUUCAUCAGAUAUUUCUAAAGAGCCAGACUUUCGGGAAGAAGAAAUAUGUGCUGAAUAUUCUGAGAAACAUUCACGAAUUGGUGAACAAGCAUCAGUGGAAGAAAAAGACUCAUCUGUAGAUGAACAACCCUCACAAGUACAAGAAUCGGUGAGCCUAACUAGCUAUAAUAAACAAUCAAAAGACAGUCAGCCUACUUUCCAAACGAAAUUAGAGCUCUUAUCCAAAUUCGAUGUUCAAAUAAAAGUGCGUACAUUGAAAAAAGGUGCAGAAUUUUCAAGCACAACAUCUGAAAGUGGAUCUACGGUUGAAGACAAGAAAGAUAAAGAUACAGAAAAGCGAGACCCAGAGGCGUCAUUUUACUACGAAGACCGUAAAGAACAUUUUGAGGAUACGGAACAUAUUAAGGCGAGUAGGGUGAAUACGGUGUGCGAGAGUGUGAAGAUGGCCGUGCCGAAUGACGGUGAUGCUAAGAAGACGGAUAAGUUUGAUGUGCAGGUCCGUAUUACCUCCGAGGAAAACCUGAUGGUGAAGGAGCAUGUGGAACGGAGCCGGAGGAAGGACACACUGAAUUUGGAUGUUGAUGAUUUGAGUUUGAGGUCUCUCUCUGAAGGCGACAACUCCGUGUUCAGCGAGGGCGUGGCUACGCCUAUAGACCCGCGUGGCGACGAGAAAGAGACGGAGAACGCGAGCGGCAACGAGUCAGAGGAGGUCGACGAUAUAGAACUCAUAUUUACUACCGACGAGUCUAAAGAUAUGAGUAAUUUGCAGGAGGACCUAGUACCCAUCCGCGAGACCGACCAAUGGCCUCCUUCGGCCUCCACAACACAUUCCACACCCGUCCUCAUCAAAUUCCACACGCUAGACCCCGACUUCCAACCAGGAGAGACCACUGAGAACGCAGAAAACGAAAACCAUGAGAACAGCACUCUACAGGGGGUCAGAGCCGACUCAAGCUUUAGAGCUAAAAGAGUAUCUCUUCCCAAUGAUAAAGAGAUACGCCACGUCGCUUUCAACAGCAAAGGGAGCUUAGAUCUACCAGGCAGAGGGAUUUUAAAGAGCUGUGAUAACCGCUCAGAUAAUACGCUUUACAAGCGCAGCCCGAACACAAGUACUAGGAGACUAGACAGCGUUGACAGUUUGACUUGCGAAUACAACAGAGGCCUAAGCUUUGAUAAUACCAAGUCUUCUAGCUUCGAUCUCGGCUCAAGUAUGGAUAUACUUCAUAGGGAUGAGAGUGUGGAUAGUUUUCAUAAGACUAGUCAUUUUGGGCAUAGAUUUUCGGUGUUCGCUGAGAGGGAUAUCUCGAAGUGUGGGACCUCGGAGGAUGAUUUGUAUAAUAAUGUGAGGAGGAACACUUGCCCUAAUCCGUUUCAGUACAGACCGGCGGGCUCCCGGCUGCCCCGCGGGCCCCUGAAGGCGAGCGCCCUGGCCCCCCGCCCCCGCCCCGUGCUGGGGGGCGCGGGGGCGGGGGCGGGGGCGCCGCGCCGGGACUCGGGCGCGCAGACCGACGUGUGCGCGCUGCCGCCCCGGUGGAGCUCCGACCAGUACCUGGCUAACAAGAUAACCCUGCCGCCUCGGUCCAUAAUGCCGACGUUGCCGACUCGCUCGGCGCCGGGGCGGCGGCUCACGGUGCCCGCCCCGAAACUCCCGCCCGCGACCUCUGAAGACACACGCGUGUUGCUCAGUGACAUCGGGUUCACGUCGAUGGUCCCGGAGUUGUCGCGGUCUGCCGACCCGGUGUGGGCGCUCGGGCUGCGCGCCUCCAUGGACCUGGAGUCCGUCCCCUCUGAGCCUUCCAACUACUCCAAGUUCCUGGCGCGCACCUCACGCUCCCCGAGUACUAGCAUGGACCGGAGCUACGACCGCCUGCCGCACUACACACCGCCUUCCAAAGUGGAUUAUCGGCUGUGGCGCGGGUCGUUGCCGGAUGUGCGACGCGACGACACAGACGAACUACUGGAGGAGGCUGAGACGUAUCUUCGGCGCUCCAUCGACAAUCUGCGCUCUACCUCCACGGACCACGAUCGCGCACAAACCGCAGUCGGCCAGCCAUAUGUACCAGCGGAACCGCGUCAACUGCGCCUCGGCCACGCCGUCAAACUCAUCGCCCCUCACGGCCGCAUCGCCGUCGGCCGCGUCCGUUACGUGGGCAUCGCGGGCGGCACGGCGGCCACAAGCGGCGUGGUGGUGGGCGCGGAGCUGCCCGUGGCAUCGUGCCCGGGGCUACCCAGGAACGACGGCACCCACCGCGGCCGCCGCUACUUCCUCGCGGCGGCGGGCCACACGGCGCUCUUCGUGCCCUUUACCAAGGUCGUCAUGGCUUGGGCUAACUAGGUGUGUUGUGGUCGCCCCUGGCAUGUUGCCCGGACUUACCCA
This is a messenger RNA of Cydia amplana, 3291 nucleotides long. RefSeq lists its product as uncharacterized. The transcript has 11 exons. The record is from RefSeq and is a predicted model, not a curated record. Lineage: Eukaryota; Metazoa; Arthropoda; Insecta; Lepidoptera; Tortricidae. Bases 508 to 3249 code for a protein of 913 amino acids.